Copidosoma floridanum is the source of this 1401-nucleotide messenger RNA. RefSeq names its product lipase 3. Gene Ontology annotation, molecular function: hydrolase activity, acting on ester bonds. Gene Ontology annotation, biological process: lipid metabolic process. The record is from RefSeq and is a predicted model, not a curated record. NCBI's taxonomy places the organism in Eukaryota, Metazoa, Arthropoda, Insecta, Hymenoptera, Encyrtidae.
CAUUUCUUAUUUUUCGUGUGGGUGUGCGUGUAUGUGUGUGUUUACGAGUGCGCGGGUAUAGUUGCAGGUUACUUGGUGCUCUCGUGUACCUACAGUGUGCGAUGUUGAUUACGACAUUUCUGGUCACGGCCGGUUGGCUGGCGUUGGCGGGCUUGCCGGCCGGCGUUUGGGCCAAACUGGAUCCGAACCCCGACAUCGAUCUCAGGACCAACGAAUUGGUGAGAAAGUACGGCUACCCGUUCGAGGAGCACACGGUAGUCACCGAGGACGGCUACAUACUGGGUUUGCACCGAAUACCGCAUGGUAGAAGGAAUUACGACGGAAGCUACUUCGCGAGACGGCCACCUGUCUUGAUGAUGCACGGCCUGGGCGGCAGCUCGGCUGAUUGGGUUCUCAUGGGGCCGGGCUACUCUUUGGCGUACUUCCUUGCGGACACAGGGUACGACGUUUGGCUGGGGAACAACCGUGGCAACGUUUACUCGAGAAAUCACACCAACAUGGAACCAACUGACCGCUACUUUUGGGACUUUAGCUUCCACGAGUUAGGGAUGUACGACUUGCCGUCGAGCAUCGAUUACAUCCUAGGCGUUACCAGACACAGGAGAAUCCUGUACGUGGGCCACUCGCAGGGCACAACCCAAUUACUCGUGAUGACCUCGCAGCUGCCCCGGUACAACGGCAAGAUCGCGCUGGCGGCUGGCCUCGCACCCGCAGCCUUCACCGGCUAUCUCCGGGGCCCCAUCACUCAACUCACCAAGCUGACAUACUUCGGUGUCUGGGUGGGCGAAAAUUUUGGCUAUCCAGAGUUUGGCUCGCGCUCGAGGUGGGGCAGAUUCAUUUCUCGGCUGUUUUGCCAGAGCGCCGCUCCGACGCAGAUCUUUUGCAGCACCAAGUUUUAUCUGCUAGCUGGAUUCAGUCCCGACAUUGAUUUGGACAAGCUGACGGUCAUCGCGAGCCAUUUGCCUGCCGGUGCCUCUUGGAAGCAGCUCAUUCAUUAUGGCCAAGGGUACAUCAAUCCUGGGUACUUUCGACUCUACGAUUAUGGGAAUGAUAACAGGAAUCGCUUGGUGUACGGAUAUCCCACGCCGCCAGAGUACAAGCUUGAAGCCAUAACUGCACCCAUUGCUCUGUUCAGCAGUACCAAUGAUUGGUUGGCCACUCCAAAGGACAUUGAAUUACUUGCUAAUAAAUUGAGGAGUGUUGUUUAUCAUAGAAGGAUUUCAACCAAUCCGUUCAAUCAUUAUGAUUUCAUAUGGGGAAGAACAGCACCGCAUAUUGUCUUUGAACCUUUGAUGCGGCUUAUGGAAAAAUAUCGAUAUCUAUGACACCUUUUAACGAGUUUGUUACGUUUACCAUGUUGUGUUCAUCAAACAUGAUUGUAUGAUAAUCAAAUCAUUCUAG